CAUCUGUUACUGUUCACCAGAGAAUUUACACAGGAGAGAAACCCUAUGCAUGUGAGGAAUGUGGUAAAUCUUUCAAGCAGAGUUACCACCUUGGCCAGCAUCACUGAAUACACACCCACGAGAAACUCUUCGAGUGUAAGGAAUGCAGGAAAGUCUUCAGCCAGAAUGCAUACCUACUUGUGCACCAGAGAAUUCACACCGGGGAGAAGCCUUACAAGUGUAAGGACUGUAGGAAAACCUUCCGACAGCCUUCACACCUGGCUCAGCACCAGAGAAUUCACACUGGAGAGAAGCCCUAUGUGUGUAAGCAAUGUGGGAAAGCCUUCAGGGACAGCUCGACUUUUGUCCGACACCAGAAGUGUCACAGUGAACAUCGCCCCAUGAGUGUAGUGAGUGUGGGAAAGCCUUCCGGUAUAACAUGUCCCUAACUCGGCACUUCAGAUGUGAUCAUACUGGAGAGAGAGAGAGACCUUUUAACUGCCUUGAUUGUGGAAAAGCCUUCAGUGUUCAUAUAGGACUCACUCUGCACAGGAGAGUGCAUACUGGAGAGAAGCCCUACAAAUGUAAUGUGUGUGGAAAAAACCUUCUGCAGGGAUUCAUCCCUGACUGUUCACCAGAGAAUCCACACAGGAGAGAAACCUUACGAAUGUGGUAUUUGUGGGAAAGCUUUUAGCCAUCGUUUGUCACUCAAUGGACAUCAAAGAAUACAGUCACGGGAGAAACCCUAUGAGUGUAAGGAGUGUGGGAAAGCGUUUAGGCAGAGUGUACAUUUAGCUGUUCAUCUGAGAAUCCAUAUGGGUGAAAAACCCUAUGAAUGCAAGCAGUGUAGAAGAGCAUUCAGAGAAAAUUCACAGCUGACCACCCAUCAGAGAACUCACACAGCAGAGAAGCCUUUUGAAUGUAAGCAAUGUGGUAAAGCUUUCAAGAGAAGGCCAUAUCUGGCCAGACAUCAGAAAGUUCAUACAGGAGAGAAGCCCUAUGGGUGUAAUGAAUGUGGUAAAGCCUUCACCGACGCUGCCUACCUUAUACGACACAAGAGAGUUCAUAGUGGAGAGAGACCUUACAAGUGCACCGAGUGUGAGAAAGCAUUUGGUGAUGGGUCAAGCCAGGCUCAGCACCAGAGACUUCACACUGGCCAAAAGCUCUAUAUGUGUGUUAAAUGUGGGAAGGCGUUCAGAACAAGGUCAUCCCUUAACUGUCAUCAGCGAUGUCAUGCUGGAGAGAAGCCUUAAAAACACACACAUGGCAAGUCCUUCACACCUUGCCAAUCUCUUACUGUAUGUACAUCAGGGAACUCAACCUGAAGAAAA
Perognathus longimembris pacificus (Pacific pocket mouse) is the source of this 1310-nucleotide messenger RNA. RefSeq names its product zinc finger protein 471-like. Gene Ontology annotation, cellular component: nucleus. The coding region runs from base 567 to 1232 and encodes 221 amino acids. Gene Ontology annotation, biological process: regulation of transcription by RNA polymerase II; central nervous system development. The record is from RefSeq and is a predicted model, not a curated record. The transcript has a single exon. NCBI's taxonomy places the organism in Eukaryota, Metazoa, Chordata, Mammalia, Rodentia, Heteromyidae. Gene Ontology annotation, molecular function: RNA polymerase II cis-regulatory region sequence-specific DNA binding; DNA-binding transcription factor activity, RNA polymerase II-specific.